GUUCUAUGUGAAAGACACUUCCGAUCAUCUUGAACGAAUCCCCCCCUGCGCCCACCAUGAAGCUCUUAGGCGCCCUUCCAGUCUUACUCCAACUGGCGCUGUCCGUGACUUGCCUCGCUGCCAAGUCAUUUUCAGCGUCAAACCUGUAUUAUGCUGCUGGGUUGAACAACCAACAGCAAACCUUUCUCUUGGAGGGUCUCCAAAGUGCUGGCGUCAAGGUCUUGCGUGUUUGGCUUGAUGGCCAGUCUGGCAACGAAAAGGGCACCGCAUUCGAAGCUUUCAACGGCCUCCAAGGCGAUGGGCCCGACGCCUGGGACGACACCGUGCUGAACAAGCUUGACAACUUCAUGGCCAGAGCCCACGGUUACGGGAUCAAGCUCCUGAUCUCGAUCCACAGCUACAACGCGCUCGACCUGAAGCGCGACUUUUACGGCAAGUGGUACGGCACUGGCGAUUUCUACACCAACAACGACGCCAUCCGGUACUUCAAGACCCGCAUCGCCCAUGUCCUCGCGCACGUCAACCCCAACAACGGCAAGACCUGGGCGCAGAGCUCAGAGUACAUCUUUGCGUUCGAGGCCCAGAACGAGGCCAUGCAUCCCCAGGUACGAGCGAUAUUCUCGUUAACGUGCACCUCCCCCCCCCCCUUGCGCGCGAUGGUACGGGCUGGGCAAAACUCACUCACAACCAAACCCCAGGGAAACCCAGCGGCCUUGGCCUCGUGGCAAUGCACCAUGGCCCAGUCCAUCAAGGACAACCUCAAGGGGAACACGGGCAUCCUGGUCACGACCGGGGGCGGCGCCUAUCUCGAUAACUCCCUCCUAGACCCCUACUUCAGCUGCAGCGCCCUCGACGUCCUCGCGAUCCACGCGUACGGCGUCAACGACUUCGCCACGUCGAGGCUCCUGCCGUACGUUACCCGGGCCCGGAACGCCGGCAAGAAGCUCAUCAUGCAGGAGUGGGGCGCCUGCUACACCAACGCGCCGAACCACGACUGCAGGGGCGGCAGCCCGCUCGGCGCCGGGACGAGGGACGCCAACAUCCGCAACUGGGCCGCCAGCAUCGACGCCGCCGGCAUCCCGUGGUUCUACUGGCAGAUCCUGCCGAACCCGAACCCGCACCACGAGUGGGACUACGAGGUCGGGAUUAACGACGUCAACUGGCAGGCCCUCAAGGCCGCGGGUCUUGCUGCUGGCCGGGCCGAGUCCCAGUUCGACUUUGAUCGCUGGCUCCUUUGA
Messenger RNA from Colletotrichum destructivum, 1238 nucleotides. Its product is annotated as Putative glycoside hydrolase, family 5, glycoside hydrolase superfamily. The record is from RefSeq and is a predicted model, not a curated record. The transcript has 2 exons. Lineage: Eukaryota; Fungi; Ascomycota; Sordariomycetes; Glomerellales; Glomerellaceae. Gene Ontology annotation, molecular function: mannan endo-1,4-beta-mannosidase activity. Bases 57 to 1238 code for a protein of 393 amino acids.